Messenger RNA from Balaenoptera ricei (Rice's whale), 372 nucleotides. RefSeq names its product elongin-B-like. Gene Ontology annotation, cellular component: VCB complex; elongin complex. Gene Ontology annotation, molecular function: protein binding. Lineage: Eukaryota; Metazoa; Chordata; Mammalia; Artiodactyla; Balaenopteridae. The transcript has a single exon. Gene Ontology annotation, biological process: transcription elongation by RNA polymerase II. The record is from RefSeq and is a predicted model, not a curated record. The coding region runs from base 16 to 372 and encodes 118 amino acids.
GAGGCAGCCGCCGUGAUGUACGUGUUCCUCAUGAUCCAGCACCACAAGACCACCAUCUUCACGGACGCCAAGGACUCGAACACCUUGUUCGAGCUGAAGCGCAUCGUCGAGGGCAUCCUCAAGCAGCCACCAGACAAGCAGCGGAUGUACAAGGACGACCAGCUUCUGGACCACGGAAAGACAUUGGGAGAGUGUGGCUUCACCAGCCAGACAGCACGACCUCAGGUCCCAGCCACUGUGGGGCUAGACUUCAGGGCAGAUGAAGCCUUUGAGACCCUUAGCAGCGAGCCCUUCUCCAGCCCACCCGAGCUGCCGGAUGUGAUGAAGCCGCAGGACUUAGGAAGCAGCGCUAAUGAACAAGCUCUGCAGUGA